AUGGUCGUCUACUCAUUUUACAUUUUCGACCGCCAUGCGGAAUGCAUCUACAAACGCCGCUGGCUCCCGCGUCCAACCUCUACUGGUUCUAAACCUCCCAGGCCAACCUCAGACUCUGCUGCCCUCAGCAACGGCCUCCCAAAAUUCAUUCCAGUUUCAAGCCAAAGCCUGACAGCCGAAGAUGACGCAAAGCUGAUAUUCGGCGCGGUAUUCUCGCUCCGGAAUAUGGUGCGCAAACUCGGUGGAGACGAUGAUAACUUUGUCUGCUACCGAACAAGCCAGUAUAAGCUGCAUUACUACGAAACUCCCACCAAUAUCAAGUUUGUCAUGCUCACGGAUACAAAGUCGGGCAGCAUGCAGCUGGCCCUGCAGCAGAUAUAUGUCAAUCUUUAUGUGGAAUAUGUGGUCAAGAACCCCUUGGCUCCAGUCGAGCACCCUGGCGGACUAGGUGUAAACAACGAGCUUUUCGAGGAGUCCCUGGAACAGUUUGUGACAAGGGUUCUAGCUUAA
Paracoccidioides brasiliensis Pb18 is the source of this 510-nucleotide messenger RNA. Its product is annotated as TRAPP subunit BET5. Gene Ontology annotation, biological process: endoplasmic reticulum to Golgi vesicle-mediated transport. Bases 1 to 510 code for a protein of 169 amino acids. The transcript is spliced from 5 exons. The record is from RefSeq and is a predicted model, not a curated record. Gene Ontology annotation, cellular component: TRAPP complex.